Messenger RNA from Hemicordylus capensis (graceful crag lizard), 2098 nucleotides. RefSeq lists its product as uncharacterized. The transcript has 2 exons. NCBI's taxonomy places the organism in Eukaryota, Metazoa, Chordata, Lepidosauria, Squamata, Cordylidae. The coding region runs from base 583 to 1587 and encodes 334 amino acids. The record is from RefSeq and is a predicted model, not a curated record.
GCCCAAGCCAGCCAGGAAGGAGGAGGCAGCCAGAGUGUUCUCUGCAGCAGAAGACGCCUUGCUGCCCUGCUUAACCCAGACCAGCAUUUUCCAGGCCUUGGAUACCAAACAUCCAAAACAUCAAGUCAAAUAAACCAUCUGCUGUACAUGGACGAUCUGAAGUUGUAUGGAAAGUCCCAGUCAGAAAUCGAAUCACGGCUAAACACUGUCCAUAGUAGCAAUAUAGCAAUGGAGUUUGGACUAGACAAGUGUGCUACAUUAAUAAUGAACAGAGGAAAAAUAACAAAAACAGAAGGAAUAGAACUGCCCAAUGGAAGCAAGAUCAAGAACCUGGAAGAGAAAGAACAUUACAAAUACUUGGGCAUUCUCCAGGCUGAUAACAUCGUACACACUGAAGUGAAAAGAAAAAUUUGAAGUGAAUACAUCAGGAGAGUUAGAAAAAUCCUCAAGUCCAAACUCAAUGGUGGGAACACCAUACAAGCCAUAAACACCUGGGCUAUACCUGUUAUCAGAUACACUGGAGGAAUAAUAGACUGGACCCAGGCAGAGUUAGAGACGCUGGAUCGUAAGACCAGGAAAAUCAUGACUAUCAAUCAUGCUCUGCACCCCCGCAGUGAUGUCAAUAGGCUCUACCUCCCUCGCAGCUCAGGUGGAAGAGGAAUGCUGCAAGUCCAUCAAACAGUAGAGGAGGAGAAAAGAGGCCUUGAAGAAUAUAUCAAGGACAGUGAAGAAGAUGCACUUCAAAUGGUCAAUAAUGCGAAACUAUUCAACACCAAUGAAACAAAGCAGGCCUACAGGAAAGAACAAGUCAAGAACCGAGCAGAAAAAUGGAAAAAUAAGCCCCUGCAUGGUCAAUAUUUGCACAAUAUAAGUGGAAAAUCAGACAUCACCAAGACCUGGCAAUGGCUUAAGAAUGGUUACUUGAAGAAAGAAACAGAGGGUUUAAUACUGGCUGCGCAAGAACAGGCACUAAGAACAAAUGCAAUAAGAGCCAAAGUGGAAAAAUCCACAAUAAACAGCAAGUGCCGCCUUUGUAAAGAAGCAGAUGAAACAGUGGACCACCUAAUCAGCUGUUGUAAAAAGAUCGCACAGACUGACUACAAACAAAGGCAUGACAAGGUAGCAGGGAUGAUACACUGGAACAUCUGCAAAAAAUACAAGCUACCUGUAGCCAAAAAUUGGUGGGACCAUCAAAUUGAAAAAGUUGAAGAAAAUGAAGAUGUAAAAAUAUUAUGGGACUUCCGACUACAAACAGACAAACAUCUGCCACACAAUACACCAGAUAUCACUGUAGUCGAGAAGAAAGAAAAACAAGUUAAAAUAAUCGACAUAGCAAUACCAGGGGAUAGCAGAAUAGAAGAAAAAGAAAUAGAAAAAAUCACCAAAUACAAAGAUCUACAAAUUGAAAUUGAAAGGCUGUGGCAGAAAAAGACAAAAAUAAUCCCAGUGGUAAUUGGCGCCCUGGGUGCAGUUCCAAAAGACCUUGGAGAGCACCUCAACACCAUAGGGGCCACAGAAAUCACCAUCAGCCAAUUACAAAAAGCAGCUUUACUGGGAACAGCCUAUAUUCUGCGACGAUAUCUAUAACAACUGACAAUAAAAUUCAGCCAUCCCAGGUCCUUGGGAAGGACUCGAUGUCUGGAUAAAACAAACCAGUCAAUAACAUCUGUCUGACUGUGUAAACAAGAAAUAAUAAUAAAUAUAUGAGUACUCUCUGGUGCAUAAGCUCACCCAGUCCAAACCAGUCCAGAGACUUAGUCUUUUGGCUUGGCUGGUAGAAAGGCUGUCACCACCAGAAUUAUUCUGGAGACUAGGGGUUGGGAUCAGCCUAUAGGGCAAACCUGUCAAGGCCUGAAAUGCUAUAAUCCUCUCCAGCCUUGAUUCUGGGGCCUCCCACCUGCUUAACUGAGCAUGAAGCUCCUUUAAAAAAAUGAAUCAAGCUAUAGGACACUGAGCUGUUUCUCAGGAGCAGUGAGAAAAGGCAACUGGGUUUGUGGGGUGGGAGCCCCAAAGAGCUUAUCUCCCUGCAGACGAUCUUUUUACUUCCCAUGGACGGAUCGCCCGCCCAAACAAGUACCAGCUGCUGCCGGUAGCUGAG